This is a messenger RNA of Aspergillus neoniger CBS 115656, 509 nucleotides long. RefSeq lists its product as uncharacterized. Bases 144 to 398 code for a protein of 84 amino acids. The record is from RefSeq and is a predicted model, not a curated record. NCBI's taxonomy places the organism in Eukaryota, Fungi, Ascomycota, Eurotiomycetes, Eurotiales, Aspergillaceae. The transcript has a single exon.
UGCCACGGGAGUUGCAAACAAAACGUCGUCAUCGGUCAUCCGGAUGUGCCGUUGAAUUAAUUGAGUUUGUGGGGAAAUUAUGGGGAUCAUCUUCCAUGAUACCGCUUGUGGUUCUGUGACUCGACCGGUCCUCUUGAGUCCCGAUGCCCGGCAGACUAGAUCCCCGCACAUUUCCACACUGCUACGGGGGGUUGCCGGAGUACAUGCCCACAAUAGGUGUACAUGACCGAGCAGAGAACUUUCUCCUGCGGUUUAUGAUCGUUUCCGACCGGCCCAUUAUCUCUCACAGAAAAGUGUCCGUCCAGCGAUCUUGGUGCUGGUGUUUGUUGAUUUGGCACCCAACGGACGGCUUUGGAAGGGUAGACACAUAUGAUAGUUCGUCACGUCAGCGACGAUGAUCGAAUGAACUAUCAUCGUUUCAGGCCAGCAUUAUCAAAUUAAUACCCCGGCGUAUACGUAUGAACCAAAAAUGGGCCGAACAAGCUUUUCUCGAGAGCUCUAUUGAAGGC